CACUGCUUCCGUUUCCGGUUCGGGCGCCCUCCUCGGCUGUAAGGAUGAUCGGAGACAUCCUGCUGUUUGGGACGCUGCUGAUGAACGCCGGGGCUGUUCUCAACUUUAAACUGAAAAAGAAGGACACACAAGGCUUCGGGGAGGAGUCGAGGGAACCCAGCACAGGAGACAACAUCCGGGAGUUCUUACUGAGCCUGAGGUACUUCCGGAUCUUCAUCGCCCUGUGGAAUGUGUUCAUGAUGCUCUGCAUGAUUGUACUGUUCGGCUCCUGAGAACCCAGACAGAGCUCACUGGCUGUCUGGGCUCCGUUUCUGUUUCUGAUGAUUUCAAGAAUGUUUCUCACCGGAAAACCAGGGACUUUCCCAGAAGGCUCAAGUUCAUCUGGGUGGAGAAGGCCCACUUCCCAGCCACCUGACCCUCAUCAGCCAUGGUUCCAGCUCUGCUCUGGGAUUUCAGGACAAAGUCAUGCUCCCGUAGGAGAAAGACACACCUAAUCUUUCAUUUGUCCUGGCAUCCCACCUCUCCCAGCAUCUCAGAAGCCUGUCCUGACUGCUGGGUUGACUUUUUAGGGGUUGCUUUGGUUUGAUUUGUACGGAUUGUUAUUAAUCAGUGGGAUCAUGAACUGGGGGCAGGGCUGGCUGUGACAGGGAGCAGCUGCUUUUGCACUGCAGGGCCAUGCUGGGGCCAGUGAAGUCUUGCUUCCAAAUGCUCCCCCCAACCCCAUGACAGGGUCCACCUGGGGCAGCUGAAGUCACCCCAGGACUUGAAAGAGUCAGUCCUGCCCCAAGGACACCAGCGUCCUCUUUAGGCCCUAAGCUGAUAGCCUGUAGGGCCUGGGUGACAUGUUUGGCCUCUCUGGAAGAGUUGCUGGUGGUGACAAGUGAGCAGACACCUUGCUGUACUUUCAAGCUGAUUGUUAAUAAAGUGACUUUGGGGCCACCUCUCCAUUA
Messenger RNA from Microtus oregoni (creeping vole), 950 nucleotides. It is a transcript of the gene Smim7, whose product is annotated as small integral membrane protein 7. The record is from RefSeq and is a predicted model, not a curated record. NCBI's taxonomy places the organism in Eukaryota, Metazoa, Chordata, Mammalia, Rodentia, Cricetidae. The transcript is spliced from 5 exons. Bases 45 to 272 code for a protein of 75 amino acids.